GAUCUCAAAGAGGGGAGCUCGCAAGGGCACUUCCUACCGGCAUUUUCUUUUUUUGUAAUGUCUAAACAGAACUAGCAGUCAUUUAAAAUAUAAGUGUUACACGUGAAACGAUGAUUAUUAUAGACCAUUGAUUUAGCUCUUACUAUCCACCAAUCAGAUCUUAUGUUCAUAGAAGAUUACCUUGAAGAUGAUGAGGAACCACCUUCGCUGCUCAGCUCUUGUCCUUCUCUCCCUCCUUGGCCUGCGAGGGGCGCUGGCAACGCAGUGUGGGUGGGGGAAGGUCCUGACCAGCGAGGGGUGUGUCUGUCUGCAGUGUCCAGUGGGUCAGGAGCCCAGCAAGGCCUGCGGGCAAGCUGAAGGCCCAGAGGAAGUGGUGAGGUGCCAGGCUUGUUCAGCAGGCACCUUCUCGGACACCUACGAUUCAGACCUGUGCAGACCCCACACCUCGUGUGCAGCCCUCAACCGCCUCCUGAUGAGUCCCGGUAGCACAGAGAGGGAUGCCACCUGCGGAGAUUGCAUGCCUGGAUUCUACUCUGCUGCUAAGGAGAAGUCCUCCAGCCCAGACAGCUGUGUGAGACUGAUCCCACGCCCGCUGGUGCGCGUGCUGAGGAACGUGGGAAAGGGCGUGGCGCGGGGGACGGGCAGAGGGCCGGCCAACGCCACCAACGUGCGCAGCGCGGAGGAGAAGAACACGGAGUACGCCGUCUUCGCGCUGGUGCCCAUCUUCUGCGUCAUGGGCCUGCUGGGUAUCCUCAUCUGCAACAUCCUGAAGAAGAAGGGCUACCACUGCACCGCGGAGAAGGAGGGCGGAGACGAGGAGGCGCCCACGCCCCAGAAAGAGGGUAACUCUGGCCCGUACAUUGUGGAUGACCCCAAUGAAGACACCAUCAGCGUGCUGGUGCGCCUCAUCACUGAGAAAAAAGAGAACGCCGCUGCUCUGGAGGAGCUGCUGCUGGAGUACGAGAGCAAACAGAUGUCCAUCAGCAAAGCCUCUUCCAUCAAGUUCCCGGUACUGCCCCAUCUGCCCCACCAGUUCCGCUCCCUGCCCCGGCUCUGCCCCCACCAGCACCACCUGCACACCAUCAACGGGCUGGCCCCCCGGGCGGGCAACGGGUCCUGCUGCUCCCGCUGCAGCCAGAAGAAGUGGCCCGAGCUGCUGCUGCCACCCAUCGACACCCACAAAACCACCACCGUGGGCGGCAAGAACCCCCUGCCCGGGGAGGUCACCAUUUUGUCUGUGGGCAGGUUCCAGGUGGCCCAGAUUCCAGAACAGAAGGCCCUGCCCGCGGAGCUGACCCCCCCGGAGUCCAGCGACACAGACUCGGUGGACACGUCCCACACGGAGGCUGCGGACGAGAAGUCCCUCCUGGGCGUGUCCUCCCUCUCUUCCUCCUCCACAUGGACGAAGAGCAAGCAGGAGGACCGAAAGUUUGUCAUAAGACUGGGAGAAACCAAUCUUGUCAUCUGAAAGGUGAACAGCUAAUCAGACAAAGAAAGGCAUGCUGGGAGAUGACUCUACCUACCUGGGCAGCAUGGGCAUUUGACCGGGCGAGGAGAGGAGUGGGCUGCGAGGGGACCCUCAAAGGCAGAGCCUGGCAACCUGGAAUGGGGGACCCCUGGCUGUGCACUGCAGUGUGUUAAUUACAUAUUUAUUCAAAAAUAAUAAUUAUCAUAUCAUAAGAAACAAUUCGCUUCAGGUUCAGUAGAGGAGAAGAAAGACUGAACAAAGCAAUAUUGCCUGCUACAUUAGUGCUUCCCAAUGACACUAGUCCAGGCCUUGACCUGUGGUAGUGAACUGUGACACCACCUGCACCAUGUGUAAAAUUACACCACUACAGCCAUGACACCCUGCAUGCCAGCAAGCUCUACAAAGUAUUACAGAAACAGAGCUGCAGACAAAAUUUGUCUUUCAAUCAUGAUUUUUCAAAAAUCUACUUUUAGACACUUUCACCUUUUUUGAAUUCCAGUUAUGACCAGCAGAAUUGUGGGCAUUUUCACAAUGUGGAAUGUAAUCUAAUGCUAGUUGUGAUGAGGUUUGUAUUCACAAUGAAAUAAUCAAUAUUGGCAGUGUAU
Messenger RNA from Megalops cyprinoides (Indo-Pacific tarpon), 2073 nucleotides. It is a transcript of the gene relt, whose product is annotated as RELT TNF receptor. The record is from RefSeq and is a predicted model, not a curated record. Bases 188 to 1468 code for a protein of 426 amino acids. Lineage: Eukaryota; Metazoa; Chordata; Actinopteri; Elopiformes; Megalopidae. The transcript is spliced from 12 exons. Gene Ontology annotation, biological process: apoptotic process.